Molecule: messenger RNA, 333 nt
Organism: Rodentolepis nana
Lineage: Eukaryota; Metazoa; Platyhelminthes; Cestoda; Cyclophyllidea; Hymenolepididae
Source: the annotation of a GenBank genome assembly
AUGGAAUUGCUUGAAAAAGAAACCCGAUAUAAUGGCUACACUUCGAAUAAGAGGUCUCUUACAACAACCAUCCGCCCAUGUAACCUGGAUUUUACGGAUGCAUUUAACCCCAAUCCGGAGUACCGAUACCCCUUCAACUCCCCUCAAUCCCGCAUGUCACCCGAUAAACCUAAUGGCACCUGUCAAACAGUCACUCCAACAUCGCCCGAGGCCACCACAACACCCACUGUCGGGUCACGUCUGAAAACAUGCAUUAAUAAAUUCUUCAGCUACCGCCGAUCUCGUCAGCCUACUUCGCCCACUUCUUCUAGCCUCAAAUCCAUGUCAUUUUAG